AUGGGGGACGAGAACCGGAUCGUGGGGGGCCAGAGCUGCCAGAAGAAGCGUCACCCCUACCAGGUUGUCCUCCUGGGCCCUCAGAAGAACAUCCACUGCGGACCUCCACCCGACCUCCACCGCGUGGACCUUCUGUGGCACGUGUCACGCCCACCAAGGAACCUCACCGUGGUUCUUCUCUCCAUCUUCUCCAGCUCCAUCCCCAUCCGCAUGGGCGACCACAGCUUGAGGACUAAGGAAGGGACGGAGCAGUGCAUGAACUCGGCCAAGGCCUUCAUCCACCCUGACUAUGAUGCCACCAGCCAUGACAGUGACAUCAUGCUCCUGAAGCUCCAGAAACCGGCCCGCUUCACCGAACACGUCCACCCGGUGGCCCUACCCAAACGGUGUCCUCCCCCCAACAGCGAGUGCAUUGUCUCGGGGUGGGGAAGCACCAGUAGCCCUGAAGGCUACUUCCCCGAUGUUCUCCAGUGCGGCGUGGUCUACACCAUACCCAACGAAGAGUGCGCCAAGCUCUACCCCCAGGGCAUCACCAAGAGGAUGCUCUGCGCCGGCGUCAGCUCAGGGGGCACCGACUCCUGCCAGGGCGACUCGGGAGGUCCACUGGUGUGCCAGAACGAGCUCCAGGGCAUCGUGUCGUGGGGGAUGCAGGUGUGCGGGCAACAGGGCAAACCGGGCGUCUACACCCGCGUCUGCGAGUUCACCGCCUGGAUCCACGAGACCAUGAGGAGGAACAGCCGUGUCUGA
This is a messenger RNA of Tauraco erythrolophus (red-crested turaco), 747 nucleotides long. The record is from RefSeq and is a predicted model, not a curated record. NCBI's taxonomy places the organism in Eukaryota, Metazoa, Chordata, Aves, Musophagiformes, Musophagidae.